UUGGUUCACUUUUCGGAAGGAAAUAACGCAACGGAAACGGUUGAGAAAACAACAACAUCUGCUGUUAGUGAAGGUGUGUGUGUUGUGAGUGCAUGGAAGAAAUAUAUUAAAAAUUUUAGACAGGCAAGGAAGAGCCUUAUAAAUAUACCAUUCAAAUACUAACCGAAAGAAAAGUUUAAGUAUAAUGUCCUAAAAACUGUUAUUUCUUAAUGUUUUUGGUACAAUCAGAAUUUGCAAAGUUUCGUAUAUCUAUACAAAAAAAUAUCAAUUGUUAUUGGAAUAUAAGACUUUGGAUAAAAAAACUUUGUUGUUAAUUUAGUUGAGAGUUAAACAGUUUAUUAAGUGCCAUAAGCAAAAUUCAUCAAACUGCGUCAAUUUGAAGUAAAACAUGCUAUAUUUAUCUCUAAAUCAAAUAUGAAUCAUAAGUGAGUCAAAUUAAUACAGUUAUGAUUUCUUGGAACCUUAUUUGUUCAACAAAUUAAUACAGUUAUGAUUUCUUGGAACCUUAUUUGUUCAACAACGUUCCCCUAUAAAUAAUGUGUGGUGCGUAAGUCGCAGGUGUAAGCAAAUAAAGUGCUAAAAAGACAUAUUUACACAUGUACAUAUAUGCCUGUGUCCCAAAGGACGAGUUAUUAUUUUGAAAAACAUCAAAACACAUUCAUUGGUGUCGUUGAAACACAUAAACGCAAUUAAACGGGAAUGUAAAGUAUAAUGUCUAAAUGCACACAUUUACAUUACAGCAUGAAGCAAGUGUUAAUUAAAUAAAAUUAUGUAUAAUAAAUGUAUCUACAGCAGUUGGAGGGAUUUGCUUAUUACGAAUAAAGUUAUUUCACACUGUUACAUCUGAAUUUUCAUGUAAAUAUCACUUGUGGUUUCGUUUAACUAAUAAUUCGAGUCUUCCGUUGUAGCGUCGAAAUUUAUUCACGUAUUGAAGAAUCUGCAGUUACACAUUUAAUAUUUACAACCAAAUUUACAUAUAUACGUAUGUGCUUCAAUGCGUCUCCCGAACACAUCUGCAGCGAUGGAUGAUAAGCCUGCCGUUGCGAAAGUGAGCAAAAGGCGGAAAAGUUUUUUUAAUUAUGCAAUGACGACCAAGCGAUGGCACAGAAUCGCUUCAGCUACAUCAGUUGCCAACGAAACGGGCGAGGAUGUCGUCCUAUUCUUUAUGGUGAUCUUUAUUGCCAUGAUGACCAGUACAGUUGCUUCCAACUACUUUGACACUCAAGGGCCUAAUUUCUCGCAUGAGCCACCAUCGCGUAUUGAAUUCACUAACAAUGCUGGCAGCAUUGCCGAUUGUAUAGCCCACGGGAAUCCGCCGCCGAAUGUCGAAUGGUUGGAUAAGGAUAAUAAUCCCAUCACCUCAAUAUCAAAGGUACGCCACAUACUCGCCAACGGUUCGCUUUAUUUUCCGCCCUUCGAAGCGGAAGAGUUCAGACAAGAUGUCCACUGGUCGGUGUACCAUUGUGUGGCCAGUAAUGCUGUUGGUACAGUUGUUUCUCGGGAUGUUGUGGUCAAAGCAGUUGUAAAUCAACGCUAUGAACCGGAAGUUCAAAAUCCAGGCGGUUUUAUUGGCAGCAAUGUUUUAAUUAAAUGUAAUAUACCAUCAUUUGUAAAGGAGUAUGUAACGGUAACAUCAUGGCUACAAGAGCCAAAUUUCAAUAUAUAUCCAUCAUUAGAAGGAGAUGGUAAAAAUCACAUGUUACCGACCGGCGAACUUCUGGUGUACAACAUCACACGCACCGAUGCGCACAAAGUUUAUCGCUGCCGCACUCAUCACAAGUUAACGCAGGACUCCGUUGUGAGCAGCAAUAUGGGCAAAAUUCAAUUGACUGAAAUGCGUGAACUCGUGCCGCCCAUCAUGAAUGAGAAGACCACAAGCGUGGUGGCGCGUCUGGGCGAUCCCGUUGUAGUACCGUGCGUGGCCUAUGCCAACCCGAAGCCAGUUUAUCGCUGGCACACGAAACGGCCAAAUAAUGAGGAAUCCGUACAACAUUUGUUGGCGACAGGUCGUGCGAAAAUUAAGGAAGGCACACUAAUUAUAACCGCGGUCGAUCGGUCCGAUAGCGGCGCUUUCUUCUGCACAGCUACCAACUCGGAGGGUAGCGAAACUUUGGAAGUACAAAUUGCUGUUACAUCGCAACUCACUGCCAGCAUACAACCCACCAUACAGACGGUAAAUCUCGGCAAGACAGCAAACUUGAUUUGCAGCAUUUCGGGCUUUCCAAAACAAACUAUUAUAUGGCUGAAGGACGGUCAACCAUUACGUUCCGGUGCACGCGUUCGUUUACUUUCUACAGAGCAUAUACGCAUUACGUCAAUUACGAAAGAGGACAAGGGAAUGUAUCAGUGUAUUGUGAAAAAUGACUUGGAAUCAGCACAAGGUACGGCUGAGUUAAGACUUGGAGAGGUGGCACCACAACUCAUUUAUAAAUUCAUCGAACAAACUAUACAACCAGGACCAUCAGUAUCGCUGAAAUGUAGUGCCAGUGGCAACCCCACACCAAAAAUCGUUUGGCACUUAGAUGGAUUUCCACUGCCAAAUAACGACCGUCUCAUGAUUGGACAAUAUGUCACAAUGUUUGGCGAUGUUAUAAGCCAUGUCAACAUAUCUGCGGUGAAGUCAGAGGAUGGCGGUGAAUAUGAGUGCAAAGCGAUUUCGCGUGCAGGGGAAGCAUCACAUGCGGCACGUCUAAAUAUAUACGGUAUGCCAUAUGUGCGCAUGAUGCCGAAACUAUCUGCUGUGACCGAUAAAACAUUUUUUUUGAAUUGUCCAGUGGCGAGAUAUCCAAUCGACAGCAUCAUCAUAGAGAAAGGUUAA
Ceratitis capitata (Mediterranean fruit fly) is the source of this 2818-nucleotide messenger RNA. RefSeq names its product Down syndrome cell adhesion molecule-like protein Dscam2. Gene Ontology annotation, molecular function: cell-cell adhesion mediator activity. Lineage: Eukaryota; Metazoa; Arthropoda; Insecta; Diptera; Tephritidae. The coding region runs from base 995 to 2818 and encodes 607 amino acids. Gene Ontology annotation, cellular component: plasma membrane; axon. The transcript has 14 exons. Gene Ontology annotation, biological process: homophilic cell-cell adhesion; dendrite self-avoidance; axon guidance. The record is from RefSeq and is a predicted model, not a curated record.